CCCGGCGACUCUCUUCCGGCCUCCUUCUUCCCGCCCCUUCCGCUUCCGGUUUCCCAGACAGCGAAGGCAGCGGUUUUUUUGUGAAUGGUUGACGUUGUUGUAAGCCUUUGUGUGGAGCCAGAAGAGGAAAAAAAUGGCGUCGACAAAACUGAAGAUGAGUAAGAGUAAGGACGAUGUGCCCCAUGAGCUGGAGAGCCAGUUUAUUCUGCGACUGCCUCCAGAAUAUGCGUCUACAGUGCGGAGAGCAGUGCAAUCUGGGAGUGUCAACUUGAAGGACAGGCUCACCAUUGAACUUCAUGGAGAUGGGCGCCAUGGGAUUGUGCGAGUUGACCAUGUCCCAUUAGCUGCCAAACUGGUGGACUUGCCUUGCAUCACUGAAAGCUUAAAAACUAUUGAUAAGAAAACUUUCUAUAAGACAGCAGAUAUAUGUCAGAUGCUUGUGUGCACCAUAGAUGGCGAACUCUACCCCACUGUGGAAGAGCCGGUUGUCAGUACCGAUCCGAAAGCCAACAAGAAGAAGGACAAGGAUAGAGAGAAGAAAUUUAUCUGGAACCAUGGAAUUACUCUCCCACUGAAGAAUGUGAGAAAGAGGCGGUUCAGGAAGACAGCUAAGAAGAAAGCCCAGUACAUUGAGUCUCCAGAUGUGGAGAAGGAAGUGAAACGCCUGCUGAGCACCGAUGCUGAAGCUGUCAGUGUUCGCUGGGAAGUCAUUGCUGAAGAUGAAACAAAAGAAGCGGACAACCAUGGUUCCCUCACCAGUCUGGAUAUUUCUUCUCCCAGGAUGUCUGGGCACAAGCAAAGCCAUGGUUCCUUGGUAGAACAUGAUGAGCUCCGGGAGCUGUUCAAGGAUGUCAGCAGCACCAGCAGCGAUGAGGAUGAGCGGGAUCGCCAUGAUGACGAAGACCUGAACAUAAUGGACACCGAAGAAGAUCUGGAGAGGAGGCUGCAGGGGAAGAUGAACGAAAACAGUGGGCAGCAGCAAGAAAACGAAGGGGCCAAUCAGAUAGCGAUGGGCAUCCAGAAGCAGAUUGACAACCUGAAGGGCAAGCUGCAGGAGACCCAAGAGCGCAGGAAGCGCCAAGAAGAACUCAUCAUGAAAGUCGAGAACCUGGCGCUCAAGACUCGUCUCCAAGCUGUGCUGGAUGAGUUCAAACAGCAGGAGGAGCGAGAGAAGCAGCAGCUGGCCUCCCUCCAGGAACAACUGGAAGCCAUUAUGGAGAAGUGAGGCCCCAUUUGAAUCUCCCAGCGGUGCCGUGAUACCACUUUCAGAGUGUCUGAAUGUUCCUUUUGUGCUCCAGACAUUGGAUUCUCCAAUUUCUGAUUCAGGGGGAUCUAUGGCUGACAGCUCAGGCAAGCACUAGCGACUGUAAGGAUUUCCCCUUGUUCCAAAGCUGCUGUCAUAUAGAUAACGGACUAGACAUUCAGGCACAUUUUUGAAACGAGGAAAGUUCUCUGAAGUACGAAGCCUGUUCAUUUCGCUGCAGUCAUCUUGGUCUCUGGAGGCGACUUAAUCUUUCCUUCUUUUUCAUGGAACUGUGCAAAACUCUUAGGUUUUUAGAGGCAUUGGACUUUUGGCAUUACAGGGCGAAACAUGUGGAAAGUCAAAGUUUGCUCCCUCUAGCUGAAGUAUUGCUUGCCCAAAGAAGGGGAAACCUUCCUUCCUGUGUUGGGAUUUUAUUAAAAUUGUGUUUGCAAAAAAGAAAUAAAAUGCAAAUUAA
Molecule: messenger RNA, 1718 nt
Organism: Anolis carolinensis (green anole)
Lineage: Eukaryota; Metazoa; Chordata; Lepidosauria; Squamata; Anolidae
Gene: taf7l
Product: TATA-box binding protein associated factor 7 like
Exons: 13
Coding region: 134-1225 (363 amino acids)
Biological process (GO): RNA polymerase II preinitiation complex assembly; transcription initiation at RNA polymerase II promoter
Cellular component (GO): transcription factor TFIID complex
Molecular function (GO): RNA polymerase II general transcription initiation factor activity
Source: RefSeq, a predicted model, not a curated record